GAUCGUUGCGUAAAAAGGAUAUUCGUUUCGAACUCAAUUCCAAAUGUGUGGUCAAAACUGGUAGCUUUGGUACUGUCUUCUAUAGGCAAAGUGUGUUAACGAAUAAUCUAUGUCAAUAGUACUGCUAUUGAGGAAGGCGAUAGUGCAUAAAAUUCUCAAAUUCUAAGCUAUUUCAGUGCUAUAUAGGACGUUGAUGGUGUCUUGUUUUAGUUUUUUUUCCUGCUUGGUGAGCUUUGGCUAUUGAUUUUUCCGGAAACGAAGCGCCCCUCAUCCUGCUCGGUAGCACGGAGUGUGAAUAAAAUAUUUAUGAAUGGAGUAACGUUAUCCAACGGCUCGAACGACGAGGUCUGUGUUUCCGCUUUUCGUAAACUGCUGUGAGUGAUCUCUGUCCGCAUGAGCCAUCGGCCGGCACUGGUGCACUGAAGGGGUUGUUGUAAUCAACUCGUGGAAUAGAUUGUGUUCAUGUGUAUAGUUGUUUGCUGCUUUUUCUGCUAAUCACUUAUUUAUAUCGUGGCCGUAUUCGCUUCGGACGGGUCAAACGAGGAUGUGCGUUUAAUCGAGUGUCAUUUUUUCGACGUAGUGUCGUUCUCUUUUCGUUUAUGUGAGAUUAUUUGCCCAUAAUUUUUUUUUUCGGUUUGAUGUGCACAUGAAAAGCAGCAAAAGAGAAUAGUGACGUGAUUGCUAUAAGCCUCACCCUCUACAGAUUUGGCUUCCGAAGAAAAAAUCAGAGAGUACGUUGUUUGCAAGUGGGUUAUAAUCGUGUAUCGCUAAAUCGAUCGCUUAGAUAUUUGCUGGAAUCGAAUCGGAGGCGGAUCUUUAUUGGAAUUAUCGUGGGAAGUUGAUGUGAAUUACGGCUAGUUGCGCAGGAAACAAUCAAACAAAAAUCAAUCAGCGUGUUUGUUUAGCGCCCUGCGGCGUCAAUUACGUUAAAAGCACAGCAGGAAAUAUUAACAAAUUGUGAUUAUAAUUGAAAAUUUAUUGUUCGCCGAAGGAGCUGCUGCGUGAUAGGCCAAAAACUUCGACCUCCAUUGUGUGUGCAAACCAGUGUAGUGGGGGACAUUCGUUAACCAAGCAAGUCUUGUUUGGGAAGUGGAUGUAAUUUAUUUUGGUUUUCCGUUUCCUUCGAAACAAAAAAGCAGCAAAGGAAAAUUUGUUUUUCUACCCUGCAGUCACCAUCGAAGGAUAAGGUUUAGCGCCAGAAAAUAAAUAUAUGUAAUGGAUCGCUCCCCUGUCAAGCGAAUAUCCAAUACAAUAAAUAAAAUGGUGAGCUUACUGACCAUUGCCUUCGGAUUAAUGCUGCUGACGAUUCCGAGCAUUCUCGGAGUGCCAACCGCGGCAUCUAAUAACAUUAACCGAGCUACUAACGUAAAUCUGGCGCGGUUUGAGGAUAAAUCAACCGCUGCUGGUUCGGAUUCGCUCGACGGAGAAAGUGUGGCACCGGUUCUGUCACUAGAGGAUCAGGUGCGCCUACUAACAAAGCAGCUCAAUACGUUGACGAAUCAACGGCUCGAGGAUUACAAAAUGCUGGAGAAUAAUCUGAAAAAAUACGUGCGUAAAAAUUCGAUUCAGCUUACAAACGAAGAGAUUCGCGAUGAGCUGGAUCAUUUGAGGGAGGAUAUUAAAGCGCUCCGAGAUAGUAGUUCCCCGAACAAGGAACGCCUGACAGUACAGUGGCUGUCGCAGUCAAUAGCAGAAAUUCGUUCUGAACUGGCUGAACUGCAGGAAUCGUCCAGCAACGUCUCCAAGGAUGCACAGUUAAAAAAUCAACUGAUGGAGGAUAUUAGCACGCUGCGGGCGGAGUUCUCCACGCUGAAACUGGAGUUGGAGUCGCUGAAAUCGCGACAGGAAAAAACGGAAGUGUUGGUGCAUGAGCUGCGCGAGGAAGCCGUACAGAGUGCCGAGGACAUUCGUCGUAGUUUGACCCGGCAACGGGAGAAGAGUGACAUGGCUGAAACACCGCAAACAAUCGAUUUCGUCGAACCGGAGGCAGACCACCGGAUGCGCCAUCAUCGUUUCUUUCGACAGCAGCUUCACGAGCUGGAGGUUAAACAGACGGCAAUGAAGCGACAGUUAAAUGACAUCUUCAACCACCGAAUGGCGGAUCGGUUGCGAAGCUUGGAAAUUGAACAGCGUAGGCUGGCCAACGCGAACUUCAACAUUAGCCGUCAGGUGGCCAGCUUGGAUAAACUGCACGGUUCGAUGCUGGAGCUGCUGGAGGACGUCGAGGGAAUCCAAAACAAGUUCGAGAAAACUCUGCCCGAUAUCAAGCGGGAAAUUUCCAAGGUGGAGUUCAAUGCGGCACAGAUUUCCUCCCAACAGGGUCUGCUGAGGGAGGAAGGACAUAACAUAGCGAAAAGUAUACAGGCGAUGGCUGUCAGUGUCAGCACCUUGCAAGAUGAGCGGGAAAAUGUGCGAAAACUUGAGGAGCAGAUUCAGGUCAUGAAACGAGACCUGGAUAAAAUCAAGUCGGCUGCCCUGCUGCACAGAGAGAUGGCUCACAACCGAUGGGAAAAGCUGGAAGCUGAAUCCCGCAUGGAUUACAACGUGUCCUCGAAGCUGACCGAACUGCAACGAACGACGAAGCUGGUGCAACAGUUGGAAAACGUCGAGAACGAAUACGAGACCAUAAUCAAUAAGCUACCCCGAGAUUGCACCAAAAUCCAACAGAUGAAAACGCAGGGAGAAGUAAGCCAGAGCGGCGAAGGGAAUCUUUAUCUGAUUGCCCCGGCCGGCCAGCAUCAUCCUCUGAUGACACAGUGUUUCAACGAGUGGACCACAAUCCAACGACGCCAGGACGGUUCGGUGGACUUCAAUCGUUCUUGGGAGGACUAUGCCAAUGGCUUCGGAUCGCCGGCCGGGGAGUUUUGGAUCGGUAACCAAGCGUUGCACCAUCUUACCAACGACAAUUGCUCGAUGCUUCGUAUUGUGAUGCAGGAUAUCUACGAUAAUACCUGGUUUGCAGAUUACGAUGCAUUCAGAAUUGGCUCACGGGAAGAUGGGUUCCGCCUGGAGCUGGCCGGAUACGACGGUAAUGCUUCGGAUGCCUUCGAGUACCAGAAUCAUAUGCAAUUUUCUGCCAUCGAUGUCGAUCGGGAUAUUUCCAACACACAUUGUGCUGGCAAUUACGAAGGGGGCUGGUGGUUUUCCCACUGUCAGCACGCCAAUUUGAAUGGUCGGUACAAUCUGGGCCUGACAUGGUUCGAUGCAUCCCGGAACGAGUGGAUUGCGGUCAAGUCCAGCCAUAUGAUGAUUGCCCGGCGAGCACGAUGUACCCUUGCCGGGGAUCGUGAAAGAGGGGAUCAGGGCUUGCAAAGUCCGGUAAUUGCGGAAUCAUUUUCUUCCGCAUCGACGGUGGCGAUCUCGAAGUAUGAAACCACCUUGCUGACCACAUUAUCGUCCCGGCGGUCAACCGAUUCCGGAGUCUAGAAGUUUGAAGAAAAGCAAAAUGUAAAAUAGCUGUAGGAUGUGCUCUGAUUCUCUUUGGUUUGUAAAUUACUUACUAGGAGGGACCGGCGGAAAUGGUUUUAUUUUGCAACAUGUGUAUGUGUGUUUGUAAGUACGCCUGUACAGCAGUAGGGGAUAGCAUCAUAUCAGUUCGAGGUGUAGCAGCUCAUCUGAGAUUUGUUAAAAACAGAAGCCGACCUUGAUCCCAGUGAACAAAUCGGUUCCAGUUAUCACCAUACUAUUUUGUAUAUUCAGUGUACUUAGCCAGAGAUUUCAACUAGCAUAAAGAACUAUAUAAACUUCUGUCGGUCUAGUGACCAAUUAAUAUCGUGGAUCUGAGCAGGUAUUUUAAAUUGCCAUCAAAAAGGUUAUUAGUUUUUCCCGAUGAAGGGUAAUUUCUUCCAUUCGACCACCCAACCUACCAAGCAGCAAUCCAACUGAGCAUACUGAGCUCGUUGGAAACCCCACUCAACGGCAAGAAAAGGAAAUUUAUUCUGGCUGAUUACUUUUUUAUGGCUAUUUUAUCCGUGUUUUCCGAAAUUCUGCGGUGGAAAAUUUUACGAUAAUGCUACAGUGUGUUCGUUCUCCUGCUUCUUUUUUCCAAUUAGAUUGUAUGUUCAUCGGUAUAAUUUUAGACGGCCGAUGUGUGGGUGAAAUUCGGAAUGCGGAUGUUUUUCGGUUAAGACAUGCACGUAACUGAUAAAGUUUUAUUGUUUUAAGUUGGUCGAAAUUGUAACAUUUUAUUUAACAGACUUUAUUUAUUCUCUAUUUAUUCGAAAUUUACUUUUACAAAAAUUCCAAUAGAAAAUAAUCUUCUUUAGUGUCAGGUUUCCAUUAUCUAAAUGAUACAUUAAUCAACAGGAAUGCUAGUGUUCUAAGAUUAACUCUACUACAGUCAGUCGCUGUAGAGUCAAUAUUUUUCUUGCUUUAGUACUACUUUGGACAGGAAAAGGCGGACUUUCUAGUUUGUUCUAUUAUCUUAAUAUUAAAAAAUACGUUCUGAUGGCUUAAUGGCUGAAUCUCUUGAACAAACAUUCAGCAAUUUGCAAAAACGAUGAAGGAGUCGGUUCAACUUUUACGCUAUCUUCUCCUUUAAUAUUGAAAAGUAUAAUUUACAAACAAAUUCAUCAAAGUUUAGAUUUUCCUUUUCGAAUGAGAUUGUAAAUUAGUAAAUAAUGAAAGAAUGUGAACUUUUUUCUAGUCGUUCAAUUCUGCUCCUAUGUUGUUUGCAUUUAUUUAAUGAAGUGGAACCGGUAAUGCUUCGGGGAAUUUCUUAUAUUUCAAAUAUUUAAAUGAUACAAGUAAGUAACACUUUCUUGAAUGUUUUGCAAUUGUGUGCAAUGGAAAAUUGCAUAGCGCUUGCUUUUUUCACCCAGAAACGAGCCUAAACCUUUAGGUCAGAUUGACAUUUCCCUUCUGGGAUGAUGACAGGUUCCCUAAAAAAUUAUCUUCUAUGACAAAAUAAGUCGUUCGUUCAAUUUUCUUGAGAGCAUUUUCUUGUUAGAUUGAAAACCAUACGCUAAAAGUUGUGUCGAUAAGUUAAAAUGCAGUCGAAUUUCGCUGUUGACAAAAAUAUCUUUUAGUGGAAAAACUGGAAAAACAUUGCAAACAAUACCAAAGAUAUUAAAACGCAUCAUAAACACUGAAAUUGGUUCAUAACCGUAAAUUGUUUGCUUCAAAUUCGCGAAAAUAGAAAAUAAUUCUUAAUUUCCUGUAUAACAUGGCAAGCACAAUGAUAAUAAGAGUAUAUAAAAGACAACCAAUGUUUUGUGACAAAGCAAAGGCGAAAGAAAAUCCAUAUAAAUCGAACUGAAGGACUGAUAAGUAUUUAUGCAUAAUUCCAAUUUAUUUCCAUUUUAAAAAGGUAGUAAAUUCCUCACAUAUCAGAUAAGCGGAAUGAAAUGAAAUUUUAAACAGAAGCUUGUAAAUAUAAGAGAUGGAGCUAAAAAUAAUAAAACUCAUUCAUUACAGGAUUCGAACAAAUCUAAUCUUAAUUUAGGCUAAGGUACUUAAGGUCUCAUUGGUUUUAGCACGAGUAGUUUUUUUUUUCAUUCUAAAAUGGAAAUUAAAAUCCUGUAAGAAUAGGAAGAGAAUAUGAUUUUUAUUAGUGGUAACAGUAAGAGAUAUUAUGCUUGACAUUUUACUGCAAGAAAAAAAUGUAUGAAAUUAGAUAGGCGUUUAGAGCAAGUUGCGAACACCCGAGUCAUGAUUUUGUAAAUAAUUUUAGGUACUGCUGCCGUAUGGCACAUGAUACAAGUCACUUUUAGGUUAUAGUUGAUAAUUUAAAGUAAUUAAAGAGACGAGAAUUUAUUCAUGCAAAUGGAAAGAGAUAUUUAAACUGGAUUACGAAUCAAGUGAAACACUUCUAUAAGUUUUAAUGAAUGAUAAAAAUGUAACA
Molecule: messenger RNA, 5842 nt
Organism: Topomyia yanbarensis
Lineage: Eukaryota; Metazoa; Arthropoda; Insecta; Diptera; Culicidae
Product: protein scabrous-like
Exons: 4
Coding region: 1216-3426 (736 amino acids)
Source: RefSeq, a predicted model, not a curated record